GAAGCAUCCUCACAGUCAGCGGCGCUGGGUGAUGCUAGAGCCGCCUCGGAGUUGGAGAAUCCGCUCUGGUUCUGGUCUCUUCGGGGAUUACUCUGAAUGAGUUUGCUAUAAACAGCUCGGCUUACAUAAGAGCUUCUAAUUCACUUUUGUUCAGCCCCGGGAGGCCUGGAUUUGUUUGCAGAACUGGAGAACUAGUCACAUUUUGUGUUUUGCCCUUGUGUCGGUGCGGGUUUUGCGCAGGAAAACUCAGAGGGAAGGUGCAUUUAGGUGCUCAUCAUGUCAGUGGUUGGCAUCGAUGUGGGUUUCCAGAACUGCUAUAUCGCUGUGGCCAGGAGCGGCGGCAUUGAAACGGUGGCCAAUGAGUACAGUGACAGAUGCACACCGGCUUGUGUGUCUUUGGCCUCCAAAAACCGGAUGAUUGGAAAUGCAGCCAAGAGUCAGGUCAUAACAAACUUUAAAAACACUGUACACGGCUUCAAAAAGUUUCACGGCAGAGCGUUUGAUGAUCCGUUCGUCCAAUCAGAGAGGAGCAAGCUGCCUUACAGCCUCGACAAGCUAGCCAAUGGAAGCACUGGGAUUAAGGUGCGCUACCUGGAUGAGGAGAAGGUGUUCACGGUGGAGCAGAUCAGCGGGAUGCUGCUCACCAAACUGAAGGAGACGUCAGAGAGCGCGCUGAAGAAGCCGGUGGUGGACUGCGUGGUUUCUGUCCCAAGUUUUUUCACAGACGCAGAGAGACGGUCAGUCCUCGAUGCGACUCAGAUUGCAGGGCUGAACUGUUUGCGACUGAUCAACGACACCACAGCAGUGGCGUUGGCUUAUGGCAUCUACAAACAAGACCUCCCUGUGCCUGAGGAGAAGCCCAGGAAUGUGGUGUUUGUGGACAUGGGGCAUUCAUCGUUCCAGGUCUCCAUCACUGCUUUCAACAAGGGGAAACUCAAGGUUCUCGCCACAGCGUUUGACCUGUACCUCGGAGGGCGUAACUUUGACGAAGCGUUGGUGGAUUAUUUCUGCGAGGAGUUUAAGACAAAGUACAAGCUGAACGUGAGGGACAACCCGAGGGCUUUGCUGCGGCUGCAUCAGGAAUGCGAGAAGCUGAAGAAACUCAUGAGCGCCAACUCCUCUGACCUUCCUCUCAACAUAGAGUGCUUCAUGAACGACAUUGAUGUUUCCAGCAGGAUGAACAGGACUCACUUUGAAGUAAUGUGCGCUCAGUAUCUGAUGAGAGUGGAGACGCCGCUGAAAACAGCCUUUGAGCAAUCAAAGUUGAGUCGGGACGACAUCUAUGCAGUGGAGAUUGUCGGAGGAGCCACGAGAAUCCCGUCCAUCAAAGAGAGAAUCACCAAAUAUUUCUGCAAAGACGUCAGCACCACGCUGAACGCUGACGAAGCUGUAGCCAGAGGCUGUGCGCUUCAGUGCGCAAUUUUAUCUCCAGCGUUUAAGGUGCGGGAAUUCUCCAUCACGGAUGUGGUUCCGUUUCCGAUCACUCUCCGUUGGAAGUCGCCCACAGAGGAUGGACUGGGAGAAUGCGAGGUUUUCGGUAAGAACCAUGCUGCUCCAUUUUCCAAGGUGAUCACGUUCCACAAGAAGGAGCCCUUUGACCUGGAAGCGUUUUACAGUAAUCCUCAGGAGCUCCCCUACCCGGACCACAGGAUAGGCUGCUUUUCAGUGCAGAACGUGGUUCCUCAGCCGGACGGAGACAGUUCAAAGGUAAAGGUCAAAGUGCGCGUCAACAUCCAUGGCAUUCUGAGCGUGUCCAGCGCGUCGCUCAUAGAGAAGCUGAAAGGGGAAGCGGAGGACAUGCAGAUUGAGCCGGAGCCACUGGUGCAGAAUGAAGGCCGAGCAGAGGAGCAGAGCAAAAUGCAGGUGGAGCAGGAGGGUCAAAGCCAGGCGGAGGGGCCAAGUGAGGAUGGCAGCUCCAGCACUAAGGAAGGGGCAGCUGCAGAAAAGCAGGAUGCAACAGCAGGAGGCAGCAAGCCAAACGUCAAGGUGAAAAGUAUUGAUCUUCCCAUUGUGGCCAACAACAUUCGGCAACUGGACGGAGACGUUCUUACCAACUUUGUUGAGUAUGAGCGACAGAUGAUUUGCCAGGACAAACUGGUGAAAGAGCUGAACGACGCUAAAAACGCAGUAGAAGAGUACGUGUACGACCUGCGGGAAAAGCUCUGCGGGAUUUAUCAGAAGUACAUCACCGAGGAGGACAGUAACCGGCUGACGCUGAUGCUGGAGGACACGGAGAACUGGCUGUACGAGGAGGGAGAGGACCAGCCGAAAAACGUCUACGAGGAGAAGCUGGGCGCGCUCAAGAUGUUUGGUGAGCCCAUUCAAGAGCGGCACAGAGAGAGCGAGGAAAGGCCAAGAGCUUUUGAAGAACUGGGGAAGAAACUGCAGCUCUACAUGAAGUUUGUAGAUUCCUACAAACAGAAGGAUGAACGAUUCUCACAUUUAAGCCCAGAGGACGUGAGCGCUGUGGAGAAAUUUGUGAAUGAAAGCAUGGGCUGGAUGAACAACAAAAUAAAUGCACAAAGCAGAACUGCAAUAACUCAAGACCCAGUGGUUAAAGUAGCAGAAAUCAUUGCAAAAAUUCAGGAACUGGAGGAUGUUUGCGGCUCGGUUGCCAACAGGCCAAAGCCGGUUGCAGAGGAGCUGUCCGACGUUGGCGAUCAGGAGGCUCACAAUGGCCCCACGGACAGGCAGGAAGCAGACGGGAAGGGAAACCAGCAACCAAAGCCUGGAGCGAAACACAUGGAGGUGGACUGAGGAGCGGACUCUGACAAUCAUCCUUCUCCAUAAUGCCCCUCCUAGGAAGUAGAAAAAUAAAGCAAAAUCUUGGCGAAACGUCUCAGUUGUCACCAGCCUCCUCGGUGGAUUUUUUCGUGUUCUCUCCCAUCAAGACUUUAAGCCUUCAAACCGUUUAUUCCCACGUGUGACAGUGCUGUGUUUUAUUCUCUCACAUCUUCCACAUGCAAGUAAAAGAGUUCUGUAACUGGUUAAAUUCAGAUUAUACCAUAAAGAUCCAUCCACUACCACCAGUAAUCCCAAAGACCAGUAAGAAUAAUAAGUACUGUCCAAGCAACUGUUAAUGCAGAACAAUUAGUUCGACUGCGAAAAUACAAAUCCUGUAUAUGUAUCUGUUUUUAUUGGGUUAAAGUGAUGCUGAUGUUUAGAAACUGUAAAUAUGAUUUUAGUAAAUAAAGUCAGGCUGGAUAAAUAUAAAU
Messenger RNA from Xiphophorus couchianus (Monterrey platyfish), 3215 nucleotides. It is a transcript of the gene hspa4l, whose product is annotated as heat shock protein 4 like. Gene Ontology annotation, molecular function: ATP-dependent protein folding chaperone; ATP binding. The record is from RefSeq and is a predicted model, not a curated record. Gene Ontology annotation, biological process: protein folding. The transcript is spliced from 19 exons. Lineage: Eukaryota; Metazoa; Chordata; Actinopteri; Cyprinodontiformes; Poeciliidae. Bases 277 to 2757 code for a protein of 826 amino acids. Gene Ontology annotation, cellular component: cytosol; nucleus.